Molecule: messenger RNA, 525 nt
Organism: Diversispora eburnea
Lineage: Eukaryota; Fungi; Glomeromycota; Glomeromycetes; Diversisporales; Diversisporaceae
Source: the annotation of a GenBank genome assembly
AUGCCAGCCAUUACUUGUACUUCAAAUAUUCAUUUACCCAAUUCACCAGUUUCUUCACCUACAACACCAACUGCUUCAACCGUAUCAGACACGCCAGUCAAAACAGUUUCAGUGGGUAUGGCGACACUAUCUUAUAUUAAAACAUUGAUAGUAGAUGACAACAUAAUUACCGCCAAAUUGUUAUCAAAAAUACUUUCCAAGGAAUUUGGACAUGAUACUACAUGCGCAGUGAGUGGCAAAGAAGCAUUACAACAAUUAUCCUGUGAAACCUUUGAUAUUAUAUUUAUGGAUAUAGAUAUGCCAGAAUUAUCUGGUAUCGAAACGACUUUAGCGAUACAUGCUUCAGGGUCAACUGUAUUAGAACAAAAUCGACAGAUACCAAUAAUUGCUUAUACAACAAAUCCUUGUGAAGAACGAUAUUUCGAAGCAGGAAUGAAUGGUUGGGUAGGAAAACCAGCAAAUCAAUCAAUGGUUAAAAAAGAAUUAGAACGGGUAUGUAGUUCACCUAAUACCUUUACCAAAUAA